GAAUAGUACCUAUGCAGAGACAACAAGAGCUUCCCCCAGCAGUCCCAAAGCAAACCUGAAGCCACAAAAGACCACGCAGCCCGUCAGGCCAGCCCAUAUGCCACAAUGGAUAUACUGAGGAAACACCUGGACGAGACCUGUUCUGCAGCUGUUAAAGAGAUCCAACAAGUGCCCUCAGGCUUGGCAAUCUGGCCUAAGGAUGGACUGGGCCUCCAGCUCCUCACAGAACACAAGGAGCUCCUGGAAUGCCUCAUACAGGGUGUGACGGUCUCGAGCAAUAUGAGUAUAUUGGUAGAUUAUCUGACGAAAUUCUAACAUGAGGAGAGAAAGGAAAAGAGACAGGCCUGCCGGCGAUGAGCUAUCUAAUGUGUGCGAGGGGUUUAAGCGAGGCUCAGUGAAUGUCC
This is a messenger RNA of Aspergillus glaucus CBS 516.65, 404 nucleotides long. RefSeq lists its product as uncharacterized. The transcript is spliced from 2 exons. The record is from RefSeq and is a predicted model, not a curated record. The coding region runs from base 106 to 315 and encodes 69 amino acids. Lineage: Eukaryota; Fungi; Ascomycota; Eurotiomycetes; Eurotiales; Aspergillaceae.